This is a messenger RNA of Limulus polyphemus (Atlantic horseshoe crab), 2006 nucleotides long. Its product is annotated as homogentisate 1,2-dioxygenase-like. The record is from RefSeq and is a predicted model, not a curated record. The transcript is spliced from 11 exons. Lineage: Eukaryota; Metazoa; Arthropoda; Merostomata; Xiphosura; Limulidae. The coding region runs from base 99 to 1019 and encodes 306 amino acids. Gene Ontology annotation, molecular function: homogentisate 1,2-dioxygenase activity. Gene Ontology annotation, cellular component: cytoplasm. Gene Ontology annotation, biological process: L-phenylalanine catabolic process.
ACUUGUCUUUCUUAUAGGGCUUAAAUACAGUGUGUGGGGCUGGAGAUCCAAGAAGUCGUCAUGGGAUUGCCAUCCACGUAUUUUCAUGUAACAAGCCUAUGGGAGACAAAUGUUUUUACAAUUCCGACGGAGAUCUUUUAGUAGUGCCUCAACAAGGAAAGCUUCGAAUAACCACAGAGUUUGGAAAAAUGACAGUUGAACCAAAUGAAAUAUGUGUUCUUCAGCAAGGAAUGAAAUUUUCUGUUGAACUGGAUGGCUGCACUCGGGGAUAUAUUCUGGAAGUCUAUGAUGGCCACUUUGUGUUGCCUUCGCUUGGACCAAUAGGUGCUAACGGACUGGCUAAUCCGCGUGAUUUCCUCACUCCAGUUGCUUAUUAUGAAGACAAGGAGGUGAAAAAUUACACAAUAAUCAAUAAGUUUCAAGGACAUUUGUUUACUGCCUACCAGCACCACUCCCCAUAUGAUGUCGUGGCCUGGCAUGGGAAUUAUGUUCCUUAUAAAUAUAAUUUAUCCAACUUCAUGACCAUAAAUACCGUUUCGUUUGAUCAUGCUGAUCCUUCCAUUUUUACUGUUUUGACGUGUUCGUCAGUAAAAACUGGAGUAGCUAUCGCUGACUUCGUUAUUUUUCCUCCAAGGUGGUCAGUAGCAGAAAACACUUUUCGUCCACCAUACUAUCAUCGUAACUGCAUGAGCGAGUUUAUGGGCUUGAUUUAUGGUUCUUACGAAGCAAAGGAAAAUGGGUUCGAACCAGGUGGAGCCACUUUACACAGCAUAAUGACACCUCAUGGUCCAGAUAGUGACUGUUUUGAUAAAGCAUCAAAUGCAAAACUGGUUCCUGAAAGGGUAGCAGAAGGAACCAUGGCAUUCAUGUUUGAAUCAUGUCUGAGUAUGGCUGUAACUAGCUGGGCGAGUAAGAUGUCUGAAAAACUUGACGAAAAUUACUUCAAGUGUUGGCAAAAUCUAAAGAAACGUUUUAAUCCUAAGCAAGUGCUUCACAAGUCUGAUAUCAAUGGAGAAUAGUGCUGAUUUUCCCAUGGCCAUGAUGCUCUAGAUCAAUAGGCCUGAUGCUAUGACACAUCAUACAAGUUUUAUAUGAAGCCACAAAGAUGAAGUUUUAAUUUUUCUUGUUAUGAUUUUCUCUGCUAAUUGUGCAAAGAAAAAUAUAGAAAGAUUCAAACAAAACUAGGGGUUCCUUUUAAAGUUCUUUGCUCUUUCUCAUAAUUAUAUACUACUUCAAAUGAAUACACUGAUAUGUAUAGUUGUGGCAAUUUAUGGUUCAGUAUAAUUAUUAAAAGGGUUUCUUUUUCAGUGAUUAAUUAGACUUACAUAUAAGUCAGUGACUAAGUAAUAAUAAACAAAUGUUAUUUGUUCCUUUGACAUAGAAAUAUAUAAAUACUGAAAACUAUGUAUAACUUAACAGAUUUUUAGUGUCGUAAAAUAUAAUUCAUCAGUUGCUAACUUUGUUGCAAGUAUUUCCAAACAUGGUAAUUGUUGAAACUUUACUUGACAUUUUAAAAAUUACUUAAUAUUAAGAAAUACACAUCUAAUGAAAGUAAUACAAAACUAUUAAACUUGCAGUUCUUUUCAAUUUUCUAUUUUUUUUACAUGUAAGAAUUGUAAUAACAUGAAUAUUAAUUGGGUUAGCCCACAAAACUAAUGGUGUGAGUUCUGCAUGGAACUAAACUGAGUGAAUUAAUACUUUUUAUUUAAAAGUUUAUAUAUAGAGAGAGCAUUGAACAGUACAUAGCUAUUAAUAUUCAUGUAAAAUACCAAGUUUUAGUAUGUUAUAGCUACUAACCAAAAAAUUAUGUAUUAUUUCUACAGAAUAUGGACAAACAGAAAUGUAUUUCAUAUAUAAAAAAAAACAUAUUUUAAGGCUGAAAGGAUUUACUAACUUGUGUACAGAAGCCUAUUACAUGUAGUAAGUUAUCUACAUGAAAAAAUUUUCAUUAUGCUUGUACGUCAUUGUUUGUCAAUUUACUACAGGAUUUACUAAGAAUUUAUUAA